AUGUCCUCCACAAAAAAACCCCUAACAACCUCCAUCACCACCACCGAAGCCGAACAAAUCGCCUCCCUGCACCUCAUAGCAGACAGCAUCGCCCAACAACGCCAACUCGCCGCCCGCUCCAUGCUCACCCACCCAGCCAUGCUCACAUGCCUGACCUUCUCCCUCAUCAUAACCUACUUCUUCACUCGCGCACUCAGCACCACCACCACCGGAGGAGACAAUACCUGGCCCUUCCUGCUACUAAUCACCUGGCCCGCCUGCAUCAUGGUGUAUCUCCUCGCCGCGGCGCACACGACACACCCAUACCUAGAGAAAGCAGGCCGUACGGGGACCUGGGUGUGGUUAUGGAGGGGAGGGACGAGGUAUAAGCAUCGGCGGAGAGAGCAAUCACCUUCACCAUCUCGAUCAUCGCCUUCUAGAUCUAAAGUGGGAGAUGAUGCCCGCGUGCAGAAAGAUCACCACAACGCAGAAAAACACGAAGACGAGAAGGAAGAAGGAGAUAUUAUGCUCGUAAUGAAAUACCAAGACCGGGUGAUCGGCACGCUCGUCCUGCGGAUCAUACACACUGAGGAAGAACUCUGGGGCCAUGUGCGGGAUGCGGUGGUACGGGAACAGCUCUACCAGAACCGGCAGCAAUGUGCUCCUUCAACUUCAGGAACAGGGUCCUGUCAGCCAGUCGUCGGCGUCAUUCGAGCAUGGACUGUGCAGCAACAUCUUCGGGGGAUCGGGGUGGGGAGGAAUUUAUUGCAGAAUGCGGUUCGGAUUUGUCGGGAACGGGGGGUGAAAGGGCCUGUGUUUUCGGAUUGUCAUGCGAAUGAGGUGCUCGGGUUGCCGGUUGUGUGUAAUGGGGAGUUGGUGAGGAGGGAGAGGUGGGCGAGGGAGGUGUUGGAGAGGGUGAAGAGGGAGGUUGAUGGUGCAGUGUAG
Messenger RNA from Aspergillus tubingensis, 924 nucleotides. RefSeq lists its product as uncharacterized. Gene Ontology annotation, molecular function: acyltransferase activity, transferring groups other than amino-acyl groups. The coding region runs from base 1 to 924 and encodes 307 amino acids. Lineage: Eukaryota; Fungi; Ascomycota; Eurotiomycetes; Eurotiales; Aspergillaceae. The transcript has a single exon. The record is from RefSeq and is a predicted model, not a curated record.